AAUAAAAAAUGGCCAGCUCAGAGAUUUAAAAAUGAAUUUAGGGGGCACCGUUCAUGUUACCAAAAAGGGCCUCUUUGUGUUGUUCGCCCUGUGUCUCGUAGUGUUUUAUUACUUCUUCUCGAAUAGAAUUGGGACUAAGGAGGAUGCACGGAUUAAUCUGCGACGACUGCUGGCCGUCGCGAUUAGGGCAGCCGAGAGUGGCGGCAAAGAGGUAGUGGGCCACAAAGACAAUCUGUUAAUCCAAAGCAAGGGUAAGACGAAGGAAGGUGCAAAUGACAGUGUGACGAAUGCCGAUCUACGCUCGCAUUGCGUCAUGGUGGACAGUUUGAGUCGUCCCUUUCCCGAUCUGCGAGUAAUCUCGGAAGAAUCGAAGACUGUAUGCAGCGAAAGCGGCGAUUACAGCUCGGCGGUACUCGAUUCCGGCCUACGGGACGAGUGGGUUGACGUCGGGGACGUCACGGUAUGGAUCGAUCCAUUAGACGCGACACAAGAGUAUACAGAGAAGCUCUACGAGUAUGUCACGACCAUGGUCUGUGUGGCCGUGAAAGGCGAGCCUAUCAUCGGGGUCAUCCAUAAACCGUUCGUUUCCAAGACCUUCUGGGCUUGGAAAGGGAAAGGUUAUUCCUUCGAGAAUACCCUCAAGGAAAGCGGCGAACAACUCAGGUUCAUUGUGUCUCGGUCUCACUCUGGAAAGGUCGCGGAGCUCGUCAAACAAAAGUUCUCCGACAGAAAAUUUGAAAUUAUUUCGGCGGGCGGGGCCGGAUACAAAGUUUUGGAGUUGGUAAACGGUAACGCCGACAUGUACCUUCACGUGACCGCCAUAAAGAAGUGGGAUAUAUGCGCGGGAAAUGCAAUUUUGAAUGCGCUAGGCGGCCGGAUGGUUACCAUGGAUAAGAAUGCAAUCGGCUACGCUGAUCCCGAUCAUGUACUUAAUGAAAAUGGACUUAUAGCCACCCUUAAAGAAAAUGAAGCAUUGAGUGAUAAACUUUAAUAAAUUACCUUGUAUUGUACAAUUUACAUUAAAAAAUUAGGAUGUGUGUGACGUUA
Molecule: messenger RNA, 1047 nt
Organism: Photinus pyralis (common eastern firefly)
Lineage: Eukaryota; Metazoa; Arthropoda; Insecta; Coleoptera; Lampyridae
Product: putative inositol monophosphatase 3
Exons: 4
Coding region: 32-991 (319 amino acids)
Biological process (GO): phosphatidylinositol phosphate biosynthetic process
Cellular component (GO): endomembrane system
Molecular function (GO): 3'-nucleotidase activity
Source: RefSeq, a predicted model, not a curated record